GGUGGACCUCCUCUCCAUCAUUCAAUCGUUCCGUAAGCUACUUGCCGCCUGCCACUAAGGUAUUGUGCCCAUCACCAUCAUUGCUCUUGCCUCCAUAACAUAUUUGGGACACUUCUCUCAAAGUUUUCGUUCUGACAGAGUUCCAUUGACCGUCGAAUUCUCUUCCCACGAUUCACUGGCCAGCGAGGCCACCCCGACAAGAUGGCGCAGGACGACAAGAAGCCGACCGCCGCAGACAAGGGCAAGGGCAAGGCAGAUGAUGUUCCCAUGUCAAACGGAGGUCAAGAUGCACACACAGGGAAGGAAAAGCCGAAACAGGCCGAUGGCAAGGUUGAGGCGCCGGCCGAGGAAGAGCUCAGCGAGGAGGAUCAACAACUCAAGAGCGAACUAGAGAUGCUGGUGGAACGAUUAAAAGAAGACGAUGCCAGCUUGUAUAAGCCUGCAAUGGAUGCAAUCAAGAACUUCAUCAAGACCUCUACCUCCUCGAUGACCGCCGUACCAAAACCACUCAAAUUCCUCCGACCUCACUACGAUGAGCUCGCCGCUCUCUACGACAAAUGGCCCGCAGGCCCUGAUAGAGAUUCACUAGCCGACAUGCUUUCGGUGCUGGGCAUGACAUACGGAGAUGAAGAGAAGCUUGAAACACUCAAGUACAGGUUAUUGUCAAAGUCGGACGAUCUUGGUUCUUGGGGUCACGAAUACAUCCGGCAUCUUGCUCUUGAGAUCGGUCAAGAAUACCAGAAUCGACUAAAUGAUGAAAGAGAAGUCGGAGACCUCACAGAACUUGCCCUAGCGCUGGUGCCAUACUUCUUGAAGCACAACGCAGAAGCUGACGCUGUGGAUUUGCUGAGCGAGCUGGAGAUGAUUGAAGAGAUUCCACGAUUCCUGGAUGAAGAUACCUACUCGCGAGUGUGUCUGUAUAUGGUCAGCAUGGUCAGUCUCCUCACCUAUCCCGACGAUGUUGCCUUUCUCAAGACUGCACACGAAAUCUACGUCAAGUACAACAAGCUGGCACAGGCAAUGGUGCUCGCUAUCAGACUCAACGACGAAGAGCUCAUUCGUCAGGAUCUCGAGUCGACAGAAGACGUGGCGUUGAAGAAGCAAUUGGCAUUCCUCAUUGCUCGACAGCGUAUAUCAAUAGAUGUGCCUUCGGAGACAAAGGAUGAGCAAGAGAUUGCUGAAUGCUUGGGAAACACACAGCUACCGAACCACUUCAAGACCCUCGCAAAAGAACUCAACAUUCUCGAGCCAAAAACACCAGAGGAUAUUUACAAGACACAUCUGGAGAGCGGACGCGGGAGCUCAGCAGCAGCGGAUUCAGCCAAGCAUAACUUGGCUAGUGCGUUUGUCAACGGCUUCGUCAAUGCCGGCUUUGGUAGCGACAAGUUGAUGCUGGUCGAGGGCGAACAACGACCAUUUGUUUGGAAGACCAAAGACGACGGCAUGCUAAGCACUACCGCCUCCCUGGGUUUGCUCAUGCAGUGGGACGUCGAAGGCAGUCUAGACAAAAUUGACCAAUUCCAACACUUGUCGGAAGAUCCGAUCAAGGCUGGUGCGCUACUAGCCUACGGUGUGGUCAACUCUGGAGUAAGGAUGGAAGGCGAUCCGGUCAUAUCCCUGCUCAGCGACGAUGAUGUCCUGCAGCAUGGAAAGCCGUCGAUGAGACUCGCUGCUAUCAUGGGUCUUGGUUUGUCUUAUGCUGGGUCCAACAGGGAGGAUCUGCUGGACUACCUACUACCGAUCGUCGAAGACCAGAACCUUGACAUGCAAGUAUCUGCUAUGGCCGCUGUCUCGCUCGGCAUGGUCUUCGUUGGCUCGUCGAAUUACCAAGUAGCUGAGGCCAUUGCAAAUCAGUUGAUGGACGAAGACCGCCAAAGACAGCUCAAGGACAAGUGGGCUAGAUUUAUGGCGCUGGGUUUAGCGCUGCUUUACUUCGGCAAGCAAGAAGAAGCGGACGUUAUCUUGGACAUUUUGAAAGCCAUCGACCACCCAAUGGCCAUGCCUACUGCAACUCUUACUUCUGUUUGUGCCUGGGCAGGUACUGGAGCUGUAUUGAAACUGCAAGAGCUGCUUCAUAUCUGCAAUGACCAUAUUGAGGACAAAGAUGAGACGAUUGGCGAGCAGCUCGUUCAGUCAUAUUCUGUACUUGGGCUGUCUCUGAUCGCCAUGGGCGAGGACGUUGGCCAAGAUAUGGUGCUCCGACAAUUUGGUCACCUCAUGCACUAUGGAGAGUCCAAUAUUCGAAAAGCUGUUCCACUCGCAAUGGGUCUCCUCAGCCCCAGCAAUCCUCAGAUGAAGAUCUACGACACCUUGUCACGAUACAGCCACGACAAUGACAAUGAUGUUGCCAUCAAUGCUAUAUUCGCAAUGGGCUUGGUGGGAGCGGGCACAAACAAUGCUCGUCUUGCUCAAUUACUGAGACAACUUGCCAGCUAUUACCACCGAGACCAAAACUCAUUAUUUAUGGUUCGCAUUGCUCAAGGUCUUGUGCAUAUGGGUAAGGGUACCAUGUCCCUCAACCCCUUCCAUACCGACCGCCAAGUGCUGUCCAGAGUUGCAGCUGCAGGUCUUCUGACAGUCCUUGUUUCGCUCAUCGACUCGAAGCAAUUCAUACUGGGCGAUGCCCACUACCUACUCUACUUCCUGGUUACCGCCAUGUAUCCGAGAUUCCUGGUCACUUUGGACGAAGAUCUGAAGCCGAUCACCGUCAAUGUCCGUGUUGGUCAAGCCGUGGACGUCGUCGGUGCUGCAGGCCGACCAAGAACGAUCACAGGCUGGCAGACACAAAGUACACCUGUUCUUCUGGCAUAUGGCGAACGUGCAGAGCUGGAAGACGAGGAGUAUAUCUGUCUGAGCAGCACUCUGGAGGGACUGGUUAUUUUGCGAAAGAAUCCGGAAUGGGAAAGCACAAAAUAAAACAUGGUCCAGUUAUGAUUGUAUCCAUAUUGUCGCAUUAGCCUCGAGACAAGGUGGAACAAUGGAUCUUGGGUCGGGCUUGUACCAAUACAAUGGGGAAUCUACCUUAGACUUGCGCGGGAGAGAAAUCCUCUGAACGGAAAGGGAUGGCUGAAAGACAUCUCAAUACAGUAGAAGUCUUGAAUUACAUAAGAUCGAAAGUCGAUUGAUUGUUU
This is a messenger RNA of Exophiala xenobiotica, 3131 nucleotides long. RefSeq lists its product as uncharacterized. Lineage: Eukaryota; Fungi; Ascomycota; Eurotiomycetes; Chaetothyriales; Herpotrichiellaceae. Gene Ontology annotation, biological process: proteasome-mediated ubiquitin-dependent protein catabolic process; regulation of protein catabolic process. The record is from RefSeq and is a predicted model, not a curated record. Gene Ontology annotation, molecular function: enzyme regulator activity. The transcript is spliced from 2 exons. Gene Ontology annotation, cellular component: proteasome complex; nucleus; proteasome storage granule. The coding region runs from base 202 to 2916 and encodes 904 amino acids.